AUGGAGGGUUUUCAUCUUGAUACUAAAUGGGAAGACAUCACAUGUCCCAUAUGCCUAUCCUACCCCCACAACUCUGUUCUUCUCCAAUGCACCUCCUACAAUAAAGGCUGCCGCCCUUUCGUUUGUGACACCGAUCAUCUCCACUCCAAUUGCUUACACCGCUUCCGUAUCGCAACCGGGACAUUGACCGAGUCAACCGGUACAUUAACCGAGUCAACCGGGACAUUGACCAACAAACCAUCAUGCCCACUUUGCAGAGGCGAUGUCACGGGUUGGGUGGUGAUCAAAGAGGCAAGGGUAAAAUUGGACGAAAAAAAACGAUGUUGUGAAGAUGAAAAAUGCACAUUCUCAGGAACUUACACUGAGCUUCAUGAACACGCGCAAACAGAGCAUCCACACGCGUGUCCAUCAAAAGUGGACCCCGCAAGACAACAAGAUUGGGAAAAUUUUCAACAAUCAUCUGAGAUAAUCGAUGUGUUGAGUACUAUACAUUCAGAGGUCCCACAUGGGGUGGUGUUAGGGGAUUAUGUUAUAGAGUAUGGGGAUAAUGAAUCUGGUGAUGAAUAUGAAGAUUUUCCAGUAAUAGCUUAUCCAGGGGUAGAACAGGGCAUCGAAGUUCUCGCAGACGUCCUUCCCGCUUCCAUUAUAAUUAGAUUUCCACGUGGCAAAAGGAAGCUCACUGGUUGGAAGACAUUGAAGAAAAAGGCUUGCAACCUGAGAAGACAAAUAUGUGCGAUGUGAUCCUGUGUGCUGAAUUUUGUUGAUGGUUUCAUGGUUUUAUGUUUGUUACCUUCAUCCAAAUUUAAGCUUUUUUGAGUUCAUUCCUGCAUGGAUCACUGAAUAAAUUCAGACCCUUGUACAUUGAUUGAUGGAACUCUUUCCUUUUUCUUUCUCAAACAAAUUUAAAACACACAAUGAUUUUAGCAUCUAUUGUUCAUGUAGAAUGUAACAAUUAUGGAUCCUUAGCUCUUUUUUUAAUCUCUAAUUGUUAUGCACAAUGAUCCUAAUAAAUUUUAGGUUGCGG
This is a messenger RNA of Lactuca virosa, 1024 nucleotides long. The record is from the annotation of a GenBank genome assembly. NCBI's taxonomy places the organism in Eukaryota, Viridiplantae, Streptophyta, Magnoliopsida, Asterales, Asteraceae.